Molecule: messenger RNA, 816 nt
Organism: Racocetra persica
Lineage: Eukaryota; Fungi; Glomeromycota; Glomeromycetes; Diversisporales; Gigasporaceae
Source: the annotation of a GenBank genome assembly
AUGGACCAAGUUAGGCAGUACACUUCAAAAGCAGAAGAUAUUCUUGGCACAAUCUCUAGUCCUUUGAAACCCUAUAUUCCUGCAAUCGCUCGCUUUCUCAUUGUGGUAACGUUUUUAGAAGACGCGCUGAGGAUAUUAUUUCAAUGGGGAGAUCAAUUGUAUUAUCUUGAAAGAAUCAGAGGAAUUCCAUGGGGAGUUUCACAUUUAUUCUUGGCAGCUAAUAUUAUUUUAAUGUUUGCGGGAUCUUUCUUAGUUGUCAUAAGAAGAUAUCCAGAAUAUGCAGUUGGAAGUCUUUUUGCAGUUGUAGUUUCCCAAUCUAUCGGAUAUGGUCUUUGGAACGAAGUCAAUUUCUUAUUAAGAAGUCUUUCUGUAAUUGGCGGCUUGUUAAUGGUUCUUUCCGAUGCGUUCUCCAGAAAGAAGUCAUUCUUUGCUGAUUUACCACAAUUAUCUGAACGUGAUCGUAAAACAUAUUUUCAGCUUGCCGGUCGAGUAUUAUUGAUCUUUUUAUUCGUAGGAUUUAUUUUUCAUGGCGAAUGGUCGGUUACUCGAGCACUUAUUUCUUUAAUUGGGUUCGCAGCUUGUAUAAUGGUGGUAGUUGGCUUUAAAGCCAAGUGGUCGGCCACAUUCUUAGUUCUUUUCCUUUCAAUCUUCAAUUUACUUAUUAAUAAUUUCUGGUCUGUUCAUCAUGCGAACCCACAACGUGACUUUUUGCAAUACGAUUUCUUCCAAACUCUUAGUAUUAUGGGUGGAUUACUGUUAUUAGUAAAUAUGGGACCUGGUGGAAUUUCUAUUGAUGAGAAAAAGAAGGCCUUUUAA